UAACAAUUUCACUGCAGGCCAUCUAGAGUCGGGAAUAUUUGAUAACCUGUCCAAAUUGCAAGUAUUAAGCUUGACUGGGAAUCACAUUUCUGGUAGCAUUCCCAAUAGUUUGUGCAAAUGCAAAGAGUUGAGGUAUUUAUCAUUGUGGAACAACUCUAUGAAAGGAAGUAUACCUAGAGAAAUCGGAAAUUUGACAAUGCUCCAAUCUUUAUGUCUUGGUUACAACAACCUCAAAGGUUCUAUAUUCCUUAUUCAGUCUUCAACAUUUCCUCGCUGCAAGCUAUUUCACUGGGAUACAACAAUCUCUUUGGUUCUCUCUCCUCCCACAUUUUCGAUUAUCUUCCUCGAUUAUAUUAUCUUAAUUUGGAAUUCUGUCAACUUUCUGGAAGAGUUCCAAUGAGUUUAUUCAAAUGCAGAGAGUUAAACUUUUUGUUUUUGGAUAAUAAUUAUUUGGAGGGAAUUGUGCCAAUAGAGAUCUCAAAUUUAACUUCACUCAAGUAUAUCUCUAUCGAACGAAACUACUUAUCAGGAAAAAUUCCAUCCGUUGUUGGAAACUUGACUUUUCUCGAAGAAUUUGAACUUUCUGAGAACAACUUAACAGGCCAAAUCCCUUCCUCGUUAUGCAAUCUGGGUUCACUUAAGGUUCUCUUUUUAUACAAGAAUAGUUUGGAUGGAGAAAUCCCAGAAUGCACUGGAAACAUGAGUUCUCUUUCACAUAUUGACCUAGAGAAGAAUAAUUUUCAUGGUAAAAUACCAGAAAAUUUUGUUAGAGGUUGCUCGUUACACAGUUUUCGAAUUAGCAGCAACCGAGUACAAGGGUCACUGCCACGAUCUUUGGGUAAUUGCAAAGAGUUGAAGCUUCUCGAUGUUGGAAACAACUAUUUGAAUGACACAUUCCCGAAUUGGUUGGGAAAUUUGGAUCAACUACAAGUUCUUAUCCUAAGAUCGAACAGAUUCUAUGGUGAAGUGGUUAGCACAGGACUUACGGUUUGCUUCACUCGUCUACGUCUCGUUGAUAUUUCUCAUAACAACUUCAGUGGCUAUUUACCCGUGAAAUUUUUUGAAAACUUGCAUGCCAUUAGAGAAGGGAAUGAAAAGAAAGAAAAGCCAGAGUACAUGACAGAUGGAUCAGCAGUUGGAGUGUGGAAUUAUGCCAUCGGUUUAUCUUUUACGUUUAAAGGAUCGGAAUUUGAGUUUUAUGAACUGCUAACCAUAUGGACAGCUAUUGAUUUUUCCAGCAAUCGGUUCUACGGGGAAAUUCCUAAAACACUAGGAGAGCUUCACUCACUUAUUGUCCUGAACCUCUCUCAUAAUUGUUUAACAGGUCCAAUUCCAUCAUCAUUAGGUGAUAUAUCGGAGCUUGAAUCAUUAGAUCUCUCAUCAAACAAACUCCAUGGAAGAAUUCCGAUAGAGUUGAACAAUCUUAGGUUCUUAGCAGUGUUAAACUUAUCUACGAAUAAUCUCACAGGAACCAUUCCUCAAGGCAAACAGUUUGAUACUUUCGCUAAUGAUUCCUAUAUAGGAAACUCGGGUUUAUGCGGGCUGCCUUUAUCAAAAAGCUGUAACAAUGAUGAGGGAACUCCAGCCAAAUUUGAUAGAGAUGAUGAUGGACUGAAUUGGAAAUUUUCGAUAUUGAUGGGGUAUGGAUGUGGGUUGGUACUGGGAUUGAGUACGGAAUAUAUUGUAUUCGCAACUGGAAGACCAUUGUGGUUCAUUAGGUUCUACGAAAGAGUUCGGCAAAGACUUGCAAAAAAGGUAAAAAAGAGAAGUAGUUGACGAAUUUUUGUUGCAAAACAAGCGGUGGACAGAGCAGAAAACUUCAAUGCAUGGUGGUAGGCAGACCCUUUUGUAUAAAUGUUUUUUUGUCUAUGCUGCGUGGGUGCUUUCUUUUGUAUGUAUUGUGUUUUCCUGCACCUCUCCAAUGGCAGCGUUCCCUUGAGUAUUUCUAGCUUGUAAUGACCAUCUUAAUAGGCACUUUCCAGGUUUUUCACU
This is a messenger RNA of Hibiscus syriacus, 1992 nucleotides long. RefSeq names its product receptor-like protein 9DC3. The record is from RefSeq and is a predicted model, not a curated record. Bases 211 to 1776 code for a protein of 521 amino acids. Lineage: Eukaryota; Viridiplantae; Streptophyta; Magnoliopsida; Malvales; Malvaceae. Gene Ontology annotation, molecular function: protein binding. The transcript is spliced from 4 exons.